Messenger RNA from Microthlaspi erraticum, 1023 nucleotides. NCBI's taxonomy places the organism in Eukaryota, Viridiplantae, Streptophyta, Magnoliopsida, Brassicales, Brassicaceae. The record is from the annotation of a GenBank genome assembly.
AUGGGUAAGGUCGUUGUGGCGGGACGUAAUCCAUCGAGGAUAGAGAAGAAGAAGAGGAAGAGGGAGACGAUGGUAGAGAAGAUGAUGAAGAAGAAGACGAAGAGGGAGACGAUGCUAGAGAAGAAGAUGAAGAAGAAGAGGAAUAGAGAGACGAUGCUGGAGAAGAAGAUGAAGAAGAGGGAGAAGGAGGUUCGGGAGCAGGAGGAUCGUGAGAAGAGGAUGAAUGAGUUUAAUCGUCAGAAAUGGAAUCGAGCGGCGCAAUGGGAGGGAUUCCAUUUCAAUGGUUUCAAGCUCACCACCAUUCAUGAGUACCCGAAUGAUACCCCGAUAGUGCGUCUUUAUGCUAAGAUUGGUCUUCAUCGUUACAAUAUGCUAGAGGGGACCAACUUGCAGCUUCGUAGCAUAAAGAAACACUUUAGGAAAGCUUGGAUGUUUUGGCUGCCUCCCUCGUAUUAUAUAACUUUGGAAGCGGAGAAUCCAGAUACAGGUUCCAUUGUGCCUUUUCAGAUUAGUAGUCACGAAAGAAAAAAGGACAAGUUGGAUGUGAGGUUUAUUGUUGCCAGACCAGGGACCAAUGUCGAUACUUUUAUUGAUCCAACUGCACCUCGGUUCCUUAAUGUUAGCGUGCCUAAGUGGCCAUCAGAGAAUGAUCAAAGACAACUUUACUUGGUGCAGGAGUCAGAGUUGAAAGAAAAUGACUGGAUUCGCCUAUAUUUGGAACUUGGAUUCGUCUCAACCAAUCGUCUGAAUCUCGAUCUCAAGCUGUCGGAUUUGAAGAUUGUGGAGGUCAUGGUAGAAACUAAGGAAGACGUGGAGCAGCCGAAUGAGAGACUCAAGGGGUUUAUAAAUGCAACUUUCUACAUCAAAUACGAUCAGGACUUGGGAGAGGGUCAGGUUUGUAAGCGCCGAGCUAUCAUCAGAAGAGACGUGGAUUUGAGAACACAACGCAUGAGUCUCCAAGGCGAUGACUAUCUGGAUAUCGAGACCGACGACUCUGUGCAGCAGCAUGAAGCUUCUCAAUAA